AUGACUAACUCUGACUAUACACUUUAUCAAUUCCCUACUUCCCGUCCCACCCUUGCAGCCCUUGCUAUCCGAAAAAACACUAUUUCCACCCUUGGUAUUUCGUCGCAUUCCACCUCUAAUCUUUGCAUUGUUCAAUGCAGAGAUCGUGUCUCUAACAGAAAGAUUUUUCUUAUUUCUGUGUACAUAGAACCUCGACAUGACGUAUACAAUACUUUAACUAACUUAGAACAAUUUAUUUUAUGUAAUAAUAACGCAUCAUUUCUAAUCUGCGGAGAUUUUAACGGCUGGCACGGUUUAUGGGGUUCUAGAGCUAACAAUGAUAGGGGAGAUCUAAUCUUUGACCUUAUCUGCAAUAAUAAUUUCAUUAUACAUAACACAGGCAACUCACCUACAUUCCACACAGUCACACACCAACUUCCACGCCAAUCAAUCAUAGAUCUCACACUCACUAGUAAUUGCUCACACAUUCAUAUAAAUAAUUGGUCAGUUAAUUCCGGUCUAAUAAUCAGUUCAGAUCAUUUUCCUAUUACUUUCAAAGUUUCAUUUAAUAACAUUGCAUUAACUAAAAACAAAAAACUCUCUACAUUUAGAUACAACACAACCUUCAUUCGUUGGAAGGACAUACAGGACAAAUUUGCAGAUGAGGUCGGGAGGGAGCUCCCCUCCGUAGAGGCCAUAAACUCCGCGAACUCACAUGACCUAGAUAAUAUUAUUAACAAACUUACCUCGACUUUACAAAAGACAUGCGACAAGUUACUCCCCCGGUCCCGUCAUGCCCCUCCCAAAGCUCCCUUCUGGAAUGAAAAUCUACAGUUAUUAAAAGAAAAGGUUCUUCACGCACACCACAGGUUGUGUCGAUUCGUACGACGCAAACUACCCCUGAACGAGGUUAUCGCUGAGAGGGAUAGAGCUCGAAGAGAGUAUUCGAUUGCUUUCUGCGCUGCCUCUACUGAACAUUUCAGAGAAUUUUGCACCAGGCAAACUAAAGAGGAUGUCUGGUCCGUUACUAAUAGAAUCAUUAAAACCAAACCCCUUUCCCAACCACCCUCUACCCUCCGCCUCAGUGACGGCUCCUAUACUUCUUCUACAUACGACACUGCUGACGCUCUUAUAAACAAUUUUUUCCCCGACGACACUAAUGACGUAACUGACACUCAAACCGCUAUUAGGGCAUUAAUGAGUCAAUCUAUUAAUACUCCCUCCGAACCUAACUUUACCUUAACUGAAAUACUUAAUGGACUCCGACAAAUGAACAAUAAAAAAGCCCCAGGAAUUGACCAUUUGACCUCUGACAUAUGUUUACAGUUUGCCACUAGCUUUCCCGAAUUCAUUACAGCUUUAUAUAACAAAUGCCUCACGCUACAACAUUUCCCACGUCCCUGGAAACACGCUGUAAUUAAAAUCAUCCCUAAACCCGGCAAAGAUAAUUACUCCCAACUAUCCUCCUUUCGCCCUAUUGGACUCAUUAAUGUCCUCGGAAAACUACUCGAAAGACUUAUAAUUGACCGACUUACCUUUCACCUUAAUCGACUACAACUUAGCAACCCUAGACAGUUCGGGUUUAAACAGCAGACUUCCACCUCUACAGCAAUUAUUACCGCUCUAGAUUUAAUUAGAUCUAAGAAGGCUAACGGGGAGCACGUUAUCGCUGUCUCCCUCGAUAUUAAAGCCGCGUUCGAUAAUGCGUGGUGGCCUGCUGUUUUUGCCCGUUUACGACACUACGACUGCCCUAGUAAUAUAUAUUAUAUACUCCUUAGCUAUGUACAAAAUAGAACAGUAGGCAUUGACUUUUCCGACAUAUCUGCGACUAAGACUAUGUCUAGGGGUUGCGUUCAGGGUUCCGUAUGUGGUCCCACUAUGUGGAACCUAAUUAUGGACGAACUACUUGACAUUGACCUCCCCACUGGUUGCCACAUUCAGGCCUACGCUGAUGAUGUCCUACUCAUCACUCACUCAACAUCCCUCUCCGACUUACAGACUAUAACUAACAAUGCACUUGACUUAAUCUAUAACUGGGGUUCAAACGUUAAAUUACGCUUUGGCCCUGACAAGACAACCCUAACCGCGUUCACUAAUAGGGCAAACUCAGUUAGCGUUAUUAUGAAUAAUGUACAGUUAGAAUUUGUAAGUAGUUUUAAGUAUUUAGGUAUAAUCAUAGAUAAUAAGUUUAAAUUCACUUUGCAUUCAACGUAUAUCAUCGAAAAAGCUAAGAAAUUGUUUCAUAAAUUAUUAUUAUUUACUCGGCCCACUUGGGGCAUCCAUUCCGACAACAUACGCACUAUUUACGAGCAAGUAAUUAUUCCUAUUAUCUGUUACGCCGCUAACAUCUGGUCUAAUUCAUUAAAAUAUAAAUUCAUAGCUAAAAAAUUCUUAUCACUACAACGUUUAUUUGCUAUUAAGAUAGUACAUGGUUUCCGCACUCUCAGCACUAUUACUUCUAUUUCCUUAGCUCAACUUAUCCCUCUCCCUGAAAAGAUAAAGUCCGUCGCCACCAUCGAAACCUCUAAACACCUUGGUUACUCCUCUUUCCUUCCCUCUGAUAUUCCACUAGAAAAACCUUCUCCCCCGUCGUCUCUAUUACAUCCGUCCCUUCGCACACCUAUCACCUUCACCGAGAUUAGCUCGAUGGAGGAAUUCUCAUCCCUUAGUAUAAAUUAUUCCUACCAUAUAUUCACAGAUGGCAGUAAACACGAUGGCGUUGUUGGCGCGGCAUUUGUGGCAUUUGAUCCAUGCGAAGUUUACGUCACUAAAAAGUUUAAGUUACACCCUUCUUGUUCUGUAUUUCAAGCUGAAAUGCUUGCAAUCCACAAAGCAUGCGAGUGGAUUGCCUCCAAUAGUAAUAACAUUAACUCCUGUAUCAUUUUCUCAGACAGUAAAUCUUCUCUACAAGAAUUAUCAAACCCAUAUUCAUAUAAUACUUUUGCCGUUAACAUCUUUCACCUCCUACAUACCUUAUCGUCUAGCAAUAUUAAUGUCGGCUUCGCAUGGGUCAAGGCACACAUCGGCAUAGCCGGCAACGAGAUCGCUGACAUUGCUGCGAAAUCUGCUGCCUCCCUUCAUAAAUCACCUGACUUUGUUCACACCCCUAUUUCCCACAUUAAACUACUAUUACGCGACUCACUUAUGGACUCGAGGAAAUUAUUCUACGAACAACCACUUACCUCAUGUCAUACUAAAAAAUACCUUCCGACAUUUGAUGACCUCUCCGCAUUCCUCUCUGUUAUUAAACCCUCUUUUGCCAUAACUCAAUUUCUUACAAAUCACUCCUUCAAUAAAUCUUACCUUCAUAGAUUCAACAUAACGCCCGACGAUCUCUGCCCUUGUGAUAGUGCUGAGAAACAAACAUUUGAUCAUCUAAUAUUCUCCUGUCCACGAUUUAGUAACACCCGUUUAGAUUUCUAUAUUUCUUGUAAUAAUUUUAAAAUUGACGCACAACAACCUUUGUUUUUAACCAAAGUAAUCAAGAAAUGUGAAACAACAGAUUUAUUCGUUAAACAUAUAGAAAAUAUUGUAAAUAACCUUAAAGCAUUUAAUAAUACCUAG
Messenger RNA from Leptosia nina, 3543 nucleotides. NCBI's taxonomy places the organism in Eukaryota, Metazoa, Arthropoda, Insecta, Lepidoptera, Pieridae. The record is from the annotation of a GenBank genome assembly.